Molecule: messenger RNA, 1116 nt
Organism: Phialemonium atrogriseum
Lineage: Eukaryota; Fungi; Ascomycota; Sordariomycetes; Cephalothecales; Cephalothecaceae
Exons: 1
Coding region: 1-1116 (371 amino acids)
Source: RefSeq, a predicted model, not a curated record
AUGGCACCGCUAGAGACUCGCCACACAUCGCCCUUCGACCGGUAUCUCCCCGGCCAGGUUAUCACUCUCAACGUUGCCGAGUCAUCGGACACCCUCUCGGUUAGGAUCUCCCGACUUCAAACACCGCACACACUGUCAUGCAGCAUGGUCGUCGACAUCCUAGAUGGCUGGAGCAAGGAGGACAGCGUGCCGACAACCGCGUUUCUGAAGCUCUUCGACCGCCGCUUUGCCGAAUCAUUCCGUCGAGACAACUACAUGAAGCCAUGGAGCAAGGAUCUGGAGAAAGAAUACAUCUCUGCUCCGAAAAGCGACAUGGUCAAAUUCCUGCAUCAACUCCACAAUAACCCGAAAGCCGUGAUGAACACAGAUCAAGGUUGGGACGACGCAAAGAACGAAGCAUUUCUGGCCGACGAGAUGCGCCGAAUGCACGCGACCGAGACGAGAGUCUACAAGACGCUGAGCGCCAGUCAGGGGAAGCAAAUCCCGUGCCUGUACGGCUCUGUCGACGUCGCCAUGGCGGUACAAGGCGGCACACCCCGGCAGAGGCAAGAAGAGCUCUUUUCCGUCGGGGGCAUCCUGAUCGAAUACAUCCCCGGCUUCACGCUCAGGGACAUGCCAGCCGCCGCCCCGCGGUCGUCGUGGCAGGAAAUUGUGAACCAGGCACUUGAAGCAGUCGACAUCCUCGGAGACCACGGCAUACUGAACAGAGACGUGCAUCCCGGCAACUUCAUGGUUCUACCACUGCCCGAGCACCACCACCAACAUCCCCGGGGCUACCGCGUCUGCAUGAUCGACUUCGGUCUGUGCCAGUUUCGCGGACCCCACGAGUCCGACGUCGAGUGGGGCCAGCGGAAAUUCGAGCAGGACGAGGAGGGCGCCGUCGGGUUGGUCAUGAAGGAAAUGUUGGCGGGGCAGCACGGAUUCGACCUGCGCUAUCGGGACUCGGGGAGGUAUUGCGAGUUUGCGGGGGCUGGAAAGGCGGAGCGCUUGACGGAUGAGGACCGCAUCAGAAUGCGCAGGUCCGGGGGAGUAGACAUGGUCAGCAUUCCACGCACUUGCUCACAUUAUGGCUGGAUCGGUGAUCAGGGGAUCUUGCAAGGGCAUCAAAGUGGUUAA